Microthlaspi erraticum is the source of this 1272-nucleotide messenger RNA. The record is from the annotation of a GenBank genome assembly. NCBI's taxonomy places the organism in Eukaryota, Viridiplantae, Streptophyta, Magnoliopsida, Brassicales, Brassicaceae.
AUGAGUACAAGGCUGCAUUCAUCAACCACUUCUACACCAAACAAGAGAUCAAUUUCUGUAAGGAACAAGAUCUCCAACUUUCGCCAAGCCAACAAUGAAUCUUUCUAUGAGGCGCUAGAUCGAUUCAAGGAGUACAUUAGGGACUGCCCUAAUCAUGGUUUCAAUGAGGGAAACCUAUGGAACAUCUUCUAUCGUGGCAUAGACCACAAGUACAAGCUUUCAUUGGACACUGCAAGCAAUGGAAACUUCAUGACCAAGACUGUUGAUGAAGCUAAGGUUCUUAUUGAGAAUCUUGCAGCUAGUGAUUGUAACAACUGUCCUGAUUAUGACCGCUCAAGCCGCACCACUACUAGCUCCCCUGAUUCUUUUCAAAUGACUGAACUCAAGAACAUGAUGGCUCAAGUUCUUAAGGGACAGCUCAAGCAUAUCAAUGCAAUAGAAGGGAUGAGUGAUGCUAAUGAAGACCCAUCAAGAGAAUGCAUGGGAGAUUUCUCUAAUGAAGCCAAUGAAGAAGAUGUGAACUACAUUGGAAACUAUGGGAACAAGGGAUACAAUCCAAGCUAUCGCCCAAACCCCAACAUGUCUUAUAGAAACCCCAAUGUGGAGAAUCCUCAAGACCAAGUGUAUCCUCCAAGGUAUCCACAACAACAAAGACCUCCUUACCAAUCUCAAGGAAGUCAAUUUCAGCCAAGGCAAGGUGGGAGAUUUGAAGGAAUCCUCCAACAGAUCAUGGAUGGCCAGAAGAGAAACACUAAAGAGAUGUAUGAGAAGAUGGACACUUUGUUCAGCAAUCUCAACACCAAGUAUGAUGCUGUUGCCACUCAUGUGAAGAAACUAGAGACUCAAGUCACUCAAACUAUGGAAGCUGUUAAGAGACAGGAAGCUGAAUCCAAGAAGUCCUUUUGCAACUCAGCCGCCAUAGAAGAAAGAUUUGAAGACCAAGUUCCAGAAUGGAUGCUUUCAAAACCUACUGUUGAUUGCAUGAUUUGGCCUGAAGAGAAUUACCCAGAGAGAGAGUCCAAUCGAGCUAGAAAGAGAAGACUCUUCCCAAAGAUUAUCCCCAAGACAGAUAACUCAGGAAAGUUUGUUGUGCCUUGUAUCAUCAAAGGUAACAUUCUUGAGCAAUCUUUGUGUGACACAGGAGCCAAUGUGAACAUCAUGUCUAAGAGGAUAGCUGACAAGAUAGGCCUCACCAAGAUAGAGCCAUCAUCCAUCUCCAUCAACUAUGCUGAUUCAUUCUCACAAACCCCUAUGGCUUUGUGCCUAAUGUGA